GUACUUCCUCUAAUCAUUCCUGAAAGUCCCCUAAUUCUUUCAUCUUCUUUCAAAACAACUUUUCAGAAAUGGCCAACACUCAAUUGAAACCAGUUGCAUCAUUGCUUUUGGUUCUUAACUUCUGCAUGUAUGUUAUAGUUUUAGGCAUCGGUGGUUGGGCUAUGAAUCGCGCCAUCGAACAUGGCUUUGUCAUUGGCCCAGGACUUGAUCUUCCUGCACAUUUCUCGCCUAUCUACUUUCCGAUGGGCAACGCUGCUACGGGAUUUUUUGUGACAUAUGCUUUGAUAGCUGGAGUUGUUGGUGCUGCAUCAGUAAUUGCUGGUGUUAACCAUAUUCGUAACUGGAACGCCGAUAGCUUGCCAUCUGCAGUCACAGCUGCUACCAUUGCCUGGUCUCUUACACUCCUCGCCAUGGGCUUUGCUUGCAAAGAGAUUGAUCUCCGCAUCAGAAAUGCCAAGUUGAGAACACUGGAGGCAUUUUUAAUCAUCCUCACGGUUACACAACUCCUGUACAUAGCAGCCAUUCAUACUGUUGCACCAAUGAGGAGAUCAUAAUAAAUUCAAGUCCUUUGAUGGAAAUAUCUUGUGCCUUCAAUCUUUAUUUUGCUAAAAUUUGUUUUCCCCUGUGUACUGCCAAGGUAUUGGCUGAUUGUGGGUGUGGUUAGUAUGUAAUAUGACAGAAACUGUAUGAACUAAUAAAGGAAAAAUGAUUUCAUUGGCCGUGUUUAUAUUGUUUCUUCAAAAUGACAUGUUUGCUCAAACCUCAAUAAAGCAA
Messenger RNA from Pistacia vera, 774 nucleotides. RefSeq names its product membrane protein PM19L-like. The record is from RefSeq and is a predicted model, not a curated record. The transcript is spliced from 4 exons. The coding region runs from base 69 to 554 and encodes 161 amino acids. NCBI's taxonomy places the organism in Eukaryota, Viridiplantae, Streptophyta, Magnoliopsida, Sapindales, Anacardiaceae.